AUAAUGAGUGAUUAAGAUCCAGAAUAAUACUAUGAUGAGUAAGAAGAAGAAGACAUGGAAGAUUAUGAUUAAGAAGUUGAUUUUGAAAACAUGACAGAAGAACAAAAAUAAUAAUAUCUAGCAAUGCAUGGUAAUUAACAGUUAUCAAAAUAUAGAUUAAAAUUAUUAAGAAGAAGAAGAAGAAGAAGAUGAAGAAGGUAAUUAAAUGGAAGAGGAUGAAUAGCAAUAUAAUCAAGUAUAAAGAAAUUAAGGAUUGGGAAGUUCAUCCUAAUUUUAAUAAGAUAAUGGUGAAGAAUCUAGACAUAGUCCUGGAAGAAGAGAGCAAAAUGAUGAAUAUGAUUAAGAUGAAAUAUUAAGAAAAGUAAAAAGAGAUCUAUUAGACAAUGUUAAUCGAGUUAGGAAAGAUAAGAAACUAAAUCCAUUAUAUAUUGAAUUGAUGCCCGCAAUAGUAGCAGAAAGAUUUGCAUCUUAUUUACUUGAUGAUAAUGAUGGUGAACUUGAUGAUAAAAAUCAGAAAAAUGAAUAUAAGAAACUGUAUUUUUAAUUUAAUUUAAAUAGAAUCGAUUUUUAUAAGUAUAAUGAAAAAAAAUUAGAUGACCUUAAAAUAAUAUAGAUAGUCUCUAAAUUUGAAGAAGAUGUUGUUCCUGAUGCCUAAGUUAUUUAUGACUAUUUUAUGGAAAUGGGUUAUCUAUUUUUUGAAGUAGAAGAUGAUAGAAAAACAUUACUCUCUAAUGAAAUGAAUCAUAUUGCUAUUGGUGUAGCUUGUGAUGAUAAUUAAAUUGCUAUUGUUUAUCUAGUCAGUCAUAAAGAUUUAUGUGUUACUAAAAUAGAAGAUAGCAAUGAUGGAUCUAUAUUAGUUCAUGGAAAGAUGCUUGAGGAUUUAGUUGGUGUUUAUGCAUUAUAGAUUCUACCUUUUAACAAUGAUAAUGCAAAAGUACCUGAUAAAAAUGAAAAUAAUAAAAUAGGACCAGAACAUAUUGAAUUUGAUAGAUAAACUAAAUGUUUCAUUGCUAAAAUUGGAAAUUAAGGAUAACCAUGCACCUAUGAUAUUAGAUAAUAUAUUGAUUUAUAUACCAGAAAUACACCAGAGUCUAUUCCUUAUAAAAAAAGCACAAGAGAAAAAUUGAAUUUAAAACAUAUAGAAUUAAAACUCAGAAUUCCAGUUAUUUUCUAUCCUGACCCUAGAUAUGUACAUGAAGAAUAGGAAAAUUUAUAAGCUCAUUAAUAAGAAGAAUAGGCUCAAUAAGCUAUAUAAGAAUCUCCUAUUUAAUAAUUAGAAGACUAAAAUAGUGAUGAUUAAAAUAAAGAUAAUUUAUCACAAGAAGAAAAUCAAAAGUAAAAAGAAGACGAAUUUAUUCACAAAUUUUAAAUGCCAAAAGAAUAAUAAUUAUCCAAUAAAGAUAUUAAAGAAGAAUUAGAAAUUGCUAUUGCUGAAGCGCAAAGAUAACAUGAUGAAUUAUAUGAGCAUAAUGUUAGUUUAUAAUCCAAAAUCAAAUAAAUAAGAAAUAAAUAAGAAGUUUAUGCUGAUAAAACUGGAGAAAUGACUAUGAAUGAACAUAAAUAUCUUAACACCUUAGCACAUGUACAUUAAAUUAGAUUAGACCUUUAAUAAACUUAAGAUAGAUACAACUAAAUGGCAUAAGAAUUACAAUCAAAAUUAGAUGAAAAAUCUAAAAAAUGUAAUGAAAUUAGAUAGGCCUUUAUGGAUCUAAAAAGAGAAGUUGCUCGAAAGGCUGCAUAUUCUNGGAAGAAGAGAGCAAAAUGAUGAAUAUGAUUAAGAUGAAAUAUUAAGAAAAGUAAAAAGAGAUCUAUUAGACAAUGUUAAUCGAGUUAGGAAAGAUAAGAAACUAAAUCCAUUAUAUAUUGAAUUGAUGCCCGCAAUAGUAGCAGAAAGAUUUGCAUCUUAUUUACUUGAUGAUAAUGAUGGUGAACUUGAUGAUAAAAAUCAGAAAAAUGAAUAUAAGAAACUGUAUUUUUAAUUUAAUUUAAAUAGAAUCGAUUUUUAUAAGUAUAAUGAAAAAAAAUUAGAUGACCUUAAAAUAAUAUAGAUAGUCUCUAAAUUUGAAGAAGAUGUUGUUCCUGAUGCCUAAGUUAUUUAUGACUAUUUUAUGGAAAUGGGUUAUCUAUUUUUUGAAGUAGAAGAUGAUAGAAAAACAUUACUCUCUAAUGAAAUGAAUCAUAUUGCUAUUGGUGUAGCUUGUGAUGAUAAUUAAAUUGCUAUUGUUUAUCUAGUCAGUCAUAAAGAUUUAUGUGUUACUAAAAUAGAAGAUAGCAAUGAUGGAUCUAUAUUAGUUCAUGGAAAGAUGCUUGAGGAUUUAGUUGGUGUUUAUGCAUUAUAAAUUCUACCUUUUAACAAUGAUAAUGCAAAAGUACCUGAUAAAAAUGAAAAUAAUAAAAUAGGACCAGAACAUAUUGAAUUUGAUAGAUAAACUAAAUGUUUCAUUGCUAAAAUUGGAAAUUAAGGAUAACCAUGCACCUAUGAUAUUAGAUAAUAUAUUGAUUUAUAUACCAGAAAUACACCAGAGUCUAUUCCUUAUAAAAAAAGCACAAGAGAAAAAUUGAAUUUAAAACAUAUAGAAUUAAAACUCAGAAUUCCAGUUAUUUUCUAUCCUGACCCUAGAUAUGUACAUGAAGAAUAGGAAAAUUUAUAAGCUCAUUAAUAAGAAGAAUAGGCUCAAUAAGCUAUAUAAGAAUCUCCAAUUUAAUAAUUAGAAGACUAAAAUAGUGAUGAUUAAAAUAAAGAUAAUUUAUCACAAGAAGAAAAUCAAAAGUAAAAAGAAGACGAAUUUAUUCACAAAUUUUAAAUGCCAAAAGAAUAAUAAUUAUCCAAUAAAGAUAUUAAAGAAGAAUUAGAAAUUGCUAUUGCUGAAGCGCAAAGAUAACAUGAUGAAUUAUAUGAGCAUAAUGUUAAUUUAUAAUCCAAAAUCAAAUAAAUAAGAAAUAAAUAAGAAGUUUAUGCUGAUAAAACUGGAGAAAUGACCAUGAAUGAACAUAAAUAUCUUAACACCUUAGCACAUGUACAUUAAAUUAGAUUAGACCUUUAAUAAACUUAAGAUAGAUAUAACUAAAUGGCUUAAGAAUUACAAUCAAAGUUAGAUGAAAAAUCCAAAAAAUGUAAUGAAAUUAGAUAAGCUUUUAUGGAUUUGAAAAGAGAAGUUGCACGAAAGGCUGCAUAUUCUAGAACAGAUAAAGCUAUUCCUGAUUUAAAAAUAACUGAAUGGGAAGAAUAAGAAUAAGCAAAAAAUAAAACUUUAUAAGAGUUAAGACUCGAUACAUUAAGAUUAAAAAAUACAUUAGCAAAAAACUAAAAAUAAUUAAAAAAGAAAGAAGAAUUAGCUGAAGGUUUACAUUUAAUUGAUUUUGAAUAAUUAAAGAUUGAAAAUCAAACCUUAAACGAGAAAAUUGAAGAAAGAAAUGAAGAUCUUCAUAAAUUGAAAAAUAAAAAUACUAAGACAGUCUAAAUGUUAACUCAUACUAGAGAAAAAUUAGGUUAUGUCAAAGCAAAAUUUUAGGAUUAAGAAAAAAUUAAUUGUAAUAUAUAAUAUGUAUUGAUUUUAGAAAAAAAAAAGGAUGAACUAGAAGGACUACGUAAAAACUUAGGUGAACAAAAAGAAUCUAAAGAUAAAUUAAGAACUGAAAAUCUUAAACUAAAACAAUAAACAGGGUAAUUAAAACAAUUUAAUUAGAAUUGUGAAUCGUCCUGAAUUAAUUUAAGACUAUAGUAAUAGAAAAAAAAAUAUAGAUUAACUAAAAGUUGAAUUAGAAUAAUUAGAGGUAUGAUUAUUUUUUAUAUUUAAGCAAAAACUAAAGCGCAUGCAAAAAAUUAUUGAUGAAUAUUAAAAUCACCUCAAGAAAAAGGAAUAAGAAUAAUAAAAUAAGCAAAGAGUUAGACUUAUAUGAC
Paramecium sonneborni is the source of this 3901-nucleotide messenger RNA. NCBI's taxonomy places the organism in Eukaryota, Ciliophora, Oligohymenophorea, Peniculida, Parameciidae. The record is from the annotation of a GenBank genome assembly.